UACCAGAAUCAUCAUAAAUUGUGUACACGUUUUGUCUCUUUGGUUUAAAAUAACAUAAACCACUUGACAAAAUCACUUAUCUUUGAUUGGUCCCAAACAUAAAUAUGUCAUCUAUAUACAAACACAACGACUCUAUUACCAGAAUCAUCAAACAUUGUAUAUACAAUUUUGUCUCCUUGGUUUAAAAUAACAUAAACCACUAGACAAAAUCACACCACCAAACCACUAGACAAAUCCAAGUUUAUCUAGAACUUCGUAAAUGUCGAAUAGAGAAUUAGACUAAUUAACCAUUGAGUAUGUGACCUACCCAAAGACAAUUUUCAUUCUUCUAUUUCUCCAUUUUACGAAUCAUUCUCCUUCUUCCUCAUCUUCAAAUCAUCGUUCUUCCAAGUUACCUUCCGGAUAUGGAAUACACCAUGAGACAAGUACGAAGAAAACCCAUCUUCUACUGCCAUCGAUGAAAAACCCAUCAUCGAACAUUCUCAUAAUUCCAUAGAUCGGAACCGGUUUCUUGUAAAAAGCGGUUCGAGCCAUCGUACCGGAAAACUAUUCUUUUCGUUGUUGGGACUUUUAGGGACGAGGGUAUACGUAAGAUAGCCCGAGACCGAGUGACCAGGAUUGUGAUAGAGUUGUGAACAACGUUCACUUUCCGAAAAGAAUAUUUCCACCCUCAACAAGCCUAGGGUUACAGGAAAUUUCUCCCGAGGAUAAAACUAUCACCACUUUAGGUUCCAGGCUCAAGAACACUAAAGCAUACUUAAAAAUUUUUGGAAGAAAGAAGAAGAAUCUGUUUGAUCGUAUGUGGCAUCAUCCACCCCACACAUAUUUAUAGGGGCCGAAUCCAUGCAUUGUUUCAUGAAAGGUUGCAUUUAUCCAUACGAAAGGUUGCCUUUAUCCAUAUGAAAGGUUAUCCUUAUCCAUAUGAAGGGUUGUCUCUAUCCAUAAGGUUAUCCUUAUCCAUAAAAUAAUGCAACCGCCACUAGGCCAAAGGGAUGUGCCCCUUCACGGAAUUAGAAUAUUGGUUCGGUCGGUCUAAUCCCAAACCGGUUGAUCGGUCCAACCCAAAACCGGUUUGGCUUGGUUAAUCCGGUUCAACCAAAUUUCCAACAAGGUUGUUGUUUGAGGUGGAAGAGGUGAUGGACAGGUCCGAGGUAGGAACCAAGGAGGAAGGAAAAGGAAGGGAACAAGGUCUCGAGGUCGCUGCCUUUGUUUUCUAUGGAGGUUGUUCUCUAGGAGGUAAUAGUUUGUUAGCAUGGUUUUGAAAUUUUGAUGAAUAGUUAGGGGUAAUGUGAUAUUUUCCUGCUAUUGGGGGCAGUAUGGGCAUUUUAGUAAAAUUUAGGCGUUGAUAAGUAAUUUACCAUGCCAGGGGUGAGCUUGUAAAUAGCUGUUGUUUGGCUCUCGGUUUGAAAUAAGUCAUUUGAACUGAAAUGUCAAAAUCAGAAAGUGUAAAUAGGUUGUUGGUUAGAUUUGUAUAAUUCUGAAAAUUUCAAGUUGAAAUGUUAAAUCUCAUAAUUUACGGGUACCAUACUGUAAUUCGCAAUUCGGGGGCAAAAAGGUCAAUUUUCAGAAUUUCAUGGGGAAUUCAAGGAAAGGUUAAAUGAAGGGAUCUGGAAUUGGAAUUAUUCAAAUUAGAGGUUGUUUGACUAAUAACGAUUAUUGAAGGAGUAUUAAGUUUCGUUUAAAUACUUAAUAGAUGGAAGAAUAAAAGGAGGGGAAGCAGAAGGAGUUUGAAUGUGCGAAUUAGGACACUGAUGUGGGUCAACCGAAGGUGAACAGAGGUUGUGUCUGUCGAUCAAGGUUGGUUAAUAAGAUGAGUGUAAAGAUGGUUAAUUCUACGUCUUACGGUGUUUAUGUUUUUCAGACUGACUACAAUGUGUCAUAUCUGCCUAAGCCUGUCUAUAUGAUUCCAUAUGAUGCAUGUGAUUACGUGUGAGUUAUGCUCCCAGUUAUAUGUUAUAUUGCGUGUGACUUGUUCUAACUAGAACAUCCCGAUCGACGGCCAAGUAUAACCGCCGACAGGGUGUAGCAUAGGGCAAGCAAGCAAUAAGAAUUUAUCAUACCACGGGGAUCUACGCUUACCCUACUUCAGGUUUAGGGUUCGUUAUCUAGCCAACCUAGGAUAGCGAUUGAUAAAAUUAAACUAACUAUAACCUAGACUGACCACUAACCUAGCUAUUUUACAAGGUUGAAUCGUCAUAGGUCAGCUCUUUGGAUUGAUGUUGGGUAUCUGACACGCUAAAACACAACACCAAACUACGACCAAGUGUAAUCGCAGUUCGGAAAUGCAGUAACAGGCAAGCUCUAAUUGUCAACCCGGGGUCUAGAUCUACUGCUUACUCCGUGUAUAUCUGUUAUCUAGCAAACUAAGUUGAGUGAUUGUUGAUUUAAAUAAAAGCAGUAAGAAAGCAAGAAAUGGAUCGGUUUUCUAAAGCAAAGAAAGAGUCACUCGGGAAUGAGUCCCCCUAGCUCCUUAGUUAGGUCACAGUUGUAAUUAAUUUUGGUUGCUUUAUUGCUGAUUAUACUGCGGAAGAUCCGACAGUAGCUUGGAAUCUCUUAAGCUGACCAAGCCCUCUCAGUCAAACUACCCGACAGACGACUAGUCUUCACUGGAAUAGAACGCUGAAGCAAUGAGCACAGAACUCCACUACUGGAAUCAGAUUCCAGUACAAAGUAGUGAAUCGACUAACUCUCUUAUAAUCGAUUCACAACUGGUUGAAGGGACUGGUUGGUAUAUGGCGUUGACAGAAGCUGCUAAAGAGGGAAUAUGGUUGAAGGGACUGGUUGGUGAUCUUGGUCUACAUUAUGAUCAGGCAGUGGUGUAUUGCGACAGUUUGAGUGCAAUAUGUUUGGCCAAGGAUCAAGUCCACCAUGAGAGGACUAAGCACAUCGACGUGAGGUAUCAUUUCUUGAGGACAGAGAAGAGGAUUAAGGUGAAGAAGGUUGGCACCGCGGAUAAUCCUGCUGAUAUGUUCACGAAGCCGGUUCCACAUGGCAAGUUCCAACACUGCUUGGACUUACUGAAUGUCUUGAGUGGGUGACUCCGCCCUGCGGGGCAUUGAUGGCGGGAGAGAGAUAGAAGGAGCAGAGUACAUCAGAGAUUUCAGAGGAAGAGGAUUCAAGUCAAGGUGGAGAUUUGUUGAUGUGACUUGAAUCGGACUAUCAGCCCACGGUGUAUGGGCUCAAUGUUAUUUGGGUUCGGGUUCUGGGCCUGGUCUGUAACCGUUUCCUUUGCCAUAUUGGAUUAGGUUUAGACCCACAUGGAGAAGUACUAUAAAUACUUCUCAUACUCCUCUGUAAUCUGUAAUCUCCUUGAUAUAGUGAAACUGGCUCUCUCUCGCCCGUGGACGUAGCUAACACACAUCGUGUUAGUGAACCACGUAAAUCGUGUGUCUGUGUUUUUCGAUUCUCGCUUUCGUAUUCUUGUUUUGUCUAUUCCUGCGAUUUCCCGAUCCAUAGCAGCGCGUUUAUAACAUUUGGAGUUUAAGGAUAAUCAAAUAUCAUGUGUUUCUUGUAGUAGUAUUACUCUUGUGAUUGUUUUUUUGAAGAUUUGUGCAAUUUGUAUUUCAUUUCAUGAGCAUGGGAAGAUUUGAGAAUAUGUAAAUUGACAUGUGUUAGGUAAACUAUUGCCAUGCAUAUGUAAAGAUUUGUGUUCUUUAAAAAAAUAUGAAGUUUGAUACUAUUUCUGAGAGCGCUCAUAACCCGAAAUGACCUGUAACCCUACCCGAAACCGAAUGGAUUGUGUCAAUAUUUAAUCCGAAAUAAGCCAAACCAACAUGACCCGACCCGUGACCUGAAACUCCAACUCGAAAUUACCCAACCCGACCCGAUUGCCAAGUCUAACAUGGAAAGAUUAAUAAUCUCAAAAAGGGUCAAAUAUUAAAUGGUCAUUUAGAGCAUGAGUAAUCGGACUAAUCUUCGAUAAAGGAUUCGGUCAUGUUUAAUUUAUGUACUAAAAAGUUUAAGAAAUUAAUGAGAGCAAAAUUAUUAAUUGAGAAAUGAUUAGGCUUGUUGCCUAACUGGCUUAAGGAUAUUAAGUUGAAAUGUAUUGACGUUGUGGUUAAUGGUUCGAAGCAUUCUCGACCUGGUAUUUUUGGUUCGUUUGGUCAAUCGCUCCCCAACUGUAUAAUCUCCUUUUAGAGCUGAUGGAAUUCCCAAUUUGAGUUCUAAUCCAAAGUCCAAACCUUAGCGGCGCCCAAAAUCCAGAAACCCUCUCUUCCUCUGUUUUCUCAUUUGCCUUCUUCUCCCUCUCGUUCUGCUCUCUCUAUAGUCCAUUCUGAUAAUGACGAGAAGAGGGGAGAAAGAAAGACGACAGCGAAGAAGAUAAACGGCAACGUUUGAUGACGGCCAACGAAGGUAAGUGGUGAUUCUUCGCUUGCAUGUCCAGGGUAGGAGUUUGAUUUGGUUGUUUAAGGUUGUUUGGAGAUUCGAUCUUUUUGAGUUUAGGAUUCUGACUGUGUUUGGUUACUUAUGGGGUUUUGGUUCUCGCGAGAGGAAGAAGAAAAGGGUCGCCGACUUGGAUUUCGAAGGCGAAGAGCUUGGCGGUGGUUAGGGAUGGCAACAAAAUUCGAACCCACAGGUACCCACUCGACCCAACCCGGUCAACGCGGGUAAAAUCCUUGUUGACGAGUUUUGGGUCGGGUUUGGGUUUAAACCCUUUCACUAUUUAUCGGGUUGGGUUGGGUUUAGGUAAACCCGACCCAUGAGUACCCGCCCACACCCGUAUAGUUAAUUUUCUCGGUAUAUUUAAUAUUCUAAACAACUAAUCUUAUUUAUGUUUGUGGAGACAUGUCUAAUUUUUUUCUUUCAAAUUGUGUAGAAUGAAGUUGAUAUUAUCAA
This is a messenger RNA of Linum trigynum, 4836 nucleotides long. The record is from the annotation of a GenBank genome assembly. NCBI's taxonomy places the organism in Eukaryota, Viridiplantae, Streptophyta, Magnoliopsida, Malpighiales, Linaceae.